Messenger RNA from Fukomys damarensis (Damara mole-rat), 3162 nucleotides. RefSeq names its product telomere maintenance 2 (gene Telo2). Gene Ontology annotation, cellular component: cytosol. Gene Ontology annotation, biological process: telomere maintenance via telomerase; protein stabilization. Gene Ontology annotation, molecular function: telomeric repeat DNA binding; Hsp90 protein binding. The record is from RefSeq and is a predicted model, not a curated record. NCBI's taxonomy places the organism in Eukaryota, Metazoa, Chordata, Mammalia, Rodentia, Bathyergidae. The transcript is spliced from 20 exons. The coding region runs from base 117 to 2777 and encodes 886 amino acids.
GGCUUCUGGCGCUUGGGCUCGCGGGUCUGCAGCAGCCCCCGCGCAUCACGGGUGGUCUCCUGGCCCAGACCCGCUACCCGCUGGCCCGGGGCACCCGCUGGGACAAUGGGGAAGGAAUGAGACCGGGAGGCUGGAUGGAGGCCCUGGGCGGGUUUCCGAGAGGGUUGGAGGACGACCUCCUCGCCCGCACCCGGAGCCGCCGACUAGAUUUCUUGGCCUUCUCAUCGUGCUUUCCUGUGGCUCCCGGGCCUGUCCGCAGGAUGGACCCUGCGCCGUCUGCGGUCCGACUGACCGUGAGGGAAGCCAUUCACACGCUCUCGUCUUCCGAUGACUGUGGCCUCAUUCUCCACACCCUGAGGUUCCUGAAGCGGUAUCUGGGAGAAACAGAGGAUCCAGCCCUCCCUGAGGAACAGGAGGAGUUUGCGACUGUCCACUUUUCCGCCUUUCUCAGAUGUCUGGUCAGAAAGCUAAGCCCAGUUUGGCUGGAGCUGUCGCCAGACGGCCAGUUGGAGGAGCUCUGGGACAGCUUUUUCCUGAAAGGCCCUGCUGACCAAGCCUUCUUAGUACUUAUGGAGGCUCUUGAGGGCACUGCAGGCCCCAGCUUCUGUCUGAUGAAGAUGGCGCAGCUGCUGGCAAAUUUUCUCAGCCAGAGAAGGGUGGCAGCUUUGAUGGAGGAGCAGUGUCGGCCACAGAAGAAGCCCGGCUUCCCACUACUGCAGGAGACUCUGCUCAGCAAGGUGGUGGGCUUGCCUGAUCACUUGGGCAACCGCCUGCAGCAGGACAACCUGGCCCUCUUCUACCCCCAAAACUAUUUUCCUUUGCUUGGCGAGGAGGUGGUUCGGGUGCUACAGGGCAUUGUGGAUGCUCUACGAGGUGGCCUGGACUGCUCUGUCUCCUUCGUGUCUCGGGUCCUGGGGAAGAUCUGCAUCCAGGGGAGACAGAAAGAGAUCCUGGAUGUGUUGGUGCCCCAGCUGACAGCGCUCACCCAGGGCAGCUGCCUGUGGCAGCGGGUCUGCUGGCGCCUAAUGGAGCAAGUACCUGACCGCACCAUGGAGGCUGUGCUGACCGGACUCAUAGAAGCUGCUACAGGCAGGCCUGAAGUUCUGUCGAGAUUGCUGGGAAACCUGGUAGUGAAGAGCAAGAAAGCGCAGUUUGUGAUGACCCAGAAGCUUCUGUUCUUGCAGUACCAGCACAAGACGCGCAUGCUGCAGAGCCUGCUGGGAUAUUUGGCUAUGGACAGCCAGCGGCGGCCGCUCCUUGUACAGGCACUGAAAGAGCUGCUGCAGACGUGGGGCAGCAGCAGUGCUGUCAGACACGCGCCCUUGGCACAGCAGCAGUACCUCAGCGCAGCCAUCCUUAUCUGCCUGGCACACUUAAGGGAGCCAGAGCUGAGGGACAGCCAGGACGAACUGCUGGCCAGCAUGAUGGCAGGUGUGAAGUGCCACCUUGACAGCAGUCUCCCCACUGUGCGUCGCCUGGGCAUGAUCGUGGCGGAGGUCAUCAGUUCCCGGAUCCAUUGUGAGGGCCCAGCCCUGAAAUUCCAGUACGAAGACGAUGAGCUGAGCCGUGAGCUGCUGGCCUUGGCCACCCCCAGGACUGAGGGCAGCAGCCCCAUAGAGGCAGGAGGUCCAUCACCGGCCCCCACUGCCUCAGAGACCCUUGCAAAGACCAUGGAUGAUGGUGUCAAGUCUGCCAAUGGGAGUGUCCCCCAGGCUGGGCCACAAGGCUCUGACUCAGACCGGGACAGUGACGAUGAAUUCAUCCCCUACGAUAUGUCAGGGGACAAAGAGCUGAAGAGCAACAAGGCACCCUUGUACGUCCGGGACUGCUUGGAAGUGCUGACCUCAUCGGAGGAUAUGGAGUGCUGGGAGGCAGCCCUGCGGGCCCUCGAGGGCCUAGUGUACAGGAGCCCUGAGGCCACUCUCGAGGUAAGUGUGGAGCUGGCCAAGGUACUGCUGCACCUGGAGGAGAGGACCUAUGUGUCUGGAUUUGAGGGUCUGCGCCGAAGAGCCCUGGUGGCCGUCGUCGUCACGGACCCAGUCCGGGUGGCUGAGUAUCUGAUAUCACAGUUCUACGCCCUGAACUACAGCUUACGGCAGCGCUUGGACAUUCUGGAUGUCCUGACUCUGUCAGCCCAGGAGCUGUCUCGGCCAGGGCACCUUAAGAGGUCUCCCCAGCAGGUGUCCUGUGGUUCUGGUGCCCCAGUACUAGCUACCUCUCAGCCUGACCACACUGCAGGUUCGGGCUGGCGAGCAGUUGUGGAAGAGAGAAUCAGAAGCAAGACCCGGCGGUUUUCCAAGGGCUUUCCCUGGAGGGAGCUGCUAAGUAGCCCCAAUGAGUUCAAUUCUGUGGCUGGCUACUUCUUCUUCCCCCUCAUUCGACACUUUGACAGGCCUCUGGUGACCUUUGAUCUUUUGGGAGACGACCAGUUGGUUCUUGGAAGACUGACUCACACCUUAGGGGCCUUGAUGUACCUGGCUGUUAACACCACAGUGGUCGUGUCCAUGGGCAAGGCCCUGCUGGAGUUUGUGUGGGCCCUUCGCUUCCAUGCUGACAUCUAUGUACGCAGGGGUCUGCUGUCUGCCGUAUCUUCCAUCCUUCUCAGUGUACCUGCUGAGCGACUGCUGGGGGACCUGUGUGAUGAGCUGUUGGAAGCCAGGUCCUGGCUUGCCGAUGUGGCUGAGAAGGAUGUGGAUGAGGACUGCAGGGAGCAAGCAGUGAGGGCUCUGCUGCUUUUGGAGAGACUCAAGGACAGGCUCCCUCCCCUCUCUCAUUAACCCUCGGAGCUUCCCACUGUUCCAGCUGGACCACUGCCCCCGGGAAGACAGAGCCCAAGGAGUGGAGCCCGGGCUGCCUCUGGGCUAUGCAGCACAGCCGGGUCUGGACGGUGAUGGGGUACUAUGUGCAUAUGAAGGAAGGCCUGCACCCCUUCACCUGCCUGGAGCCCGGCAAGGUCUUGCACUGCCUCCCACAGCACAGGGCAGCCAGAAUGCUGGACUGGAGCUGGGCUGGGGGAACGGCACUGAGAAAACCUCCUCUCAAGGCUAGAGCCAGUGGGAGCCCCAGAACGGAGGAGAGGAGGUAGUUGUUCAGAGCCCCCAACACCCUCAUGCAGGGGUGCCAGACCAGCAGAGCAGGCUCGGCCCUCUUGUGGGCUUCUCA